Messenger RNA from Eremothecium sinecaudum, 8010 nucleotides. It is a transcript of the gene GCN1, whose product is annotated as Gcn1p. The transcript has a single exon. Gene Ontology annotation, biological process: cellular response to amino acid starvation; regulation of translation. The record is from RefSeq and is a predicted model, not a curated record. NCBI's taxonomy places the organism in Eukaryota, Fungi, Ascomycota, Saccharomycetes, Saccharomycetales, Saccharomycetaceae. Bases 1 to 8010 code for a protein of 2669 amino acids. Gene Ontology annotation, cellular component: cytosol. Gene Ontology annotation, molecular function: protein binding; protein kinase regulator activity.
AUGUCCACUUGGGAGGAAAUUGAACCAAUUUUGGAAAGAGUAUGUUAUGAUUCACUUUUAAAUGUAAGGUUACCAGCUUUAGAAACGAUAAAUGAGCUGUUAAAGGAUGGAAAACUUGAUGAAAAAGUGAAAAUUGAUAGAGUAAUAUGCUGUCUAUUGAAUACCUAUACGUUAUAUCAAGAUAGUAAAUCCAAGAAAUUGGUUACUGAGAUUUUACUUGGAAUCUUGGACAAAGAGCCUACAUAUUUGGUCUUAUAUUUGGAUUUUAUUAAUGAAAAUGUGUCUGUUAAGAUAUGUAUGAAGGCUGUAGUUGACUAUUUAAACGUUUUGGAGUGGAUCCAUGCGUUUUGGGAAUUUUUAGGUAAUGAUGGAGCGAUCUUUGAUGAAAAUGUUUCGCAAUUAUUACAAUUGCAUUGCAUUGUGACUAGCCGUAUUCAAAAUGCUUUGAAUGAGGUUGAAAGUGAGAAAACUUCUGCUUUGAAGCAGAAUCAGCACAGGCGAAGGAUAAGAAUGACAGUGCUGCAGUCAUCUAGUAAGACUUUAGUUAAAGUACUAGAUGCGGACAAGCACUAUGUGUAUGUUGAGAAAAUGUGCAACAUAAUACUAAAGGAUCAUGUAAAGUUAAAACUGCCUACUACUGGUGUUGUUGUCUUCAUGGGUUCAUUGGCUAAGGCUGUUUUACAGCUUUCAGCAAAAAAACCAGCUCAUUACAAUGCUUUCAAAGAGAAAUUUGAGGAGACCUAUUUAGAAUACUUGGGUGCGGAAGCGAUUUUAGGCAAGACGCCAUUAAACCCAUAUUCCGUGGAAACAUAUGUGGGUACAUUCAUGCAUGAGUUUGUUGAAGAGGCAGAUUUCAUUAAGUACAUUGUGCCCAGUGUUGAGAAAUACAAUCUCCGGUCUCCAGAGCACUCCUUUGGACUUUGUACAGAGAUGUACUCUGCUUUGGAUCCUAAGAAGGUUGAUCUUGUAAAAAUCAUUACUGAAUCCAAAAUUUUGACCCAAAUCUUCACUUCAUUGAAAAGCAGCAAGGAUGUUGUGAAGGAAGCAGCAUUGAAAUCACUUACAGCCGCACUAAGAAAUUUGGACCAAGAAUACUAUUCUGAACUACACUUGCGGAAAGUAGUCGACUCCAGUUUUACAAAUAUGAAAUCAAAUUUGAACGUAGAAUAUAAGUCAAUGAUUGCGAAGAUCUUAUAUGCCAUUCCAACAUAUUCGAAAGUGUUAUCUUCUGUCAUUGUGAAGAGCCUAUCUACUUAUGUUACGAAAGAGACCAACGAAUCUGUGCUAUAUCUUAUGCUAGAAGCGUUUUAUGUUCAUUUGAACAAUUUGGAAUCUGUUAAUGAGGAUUUGUUGAAAAUAGUAGGAAACGGAUUGAACUCCGCAAAAGCUCCAAUAAAAAAACUGUGGAUUUUAUCAUUGCUAGCCAAUAUCUCCGGCGUAUCAGCUAAGGUCGUAACUAGGUUUGAAAAUGUAUUAUUGGAUUUCGUGAAAGAUACACUUUUGAGACCAACGAAAACCGGUUCAAGUGCUGUUCUGGGUGUUCUUUCAUUAUGGACUCAUAUUAGGAGCCUGCAACUGGGGGAACUGCAUACUUCUUUACUGAAUACAAUCCAAGGAAUUACUUCUGAUCCACUUACAUCUAAUUCAGUAGGAUACGCAUGGUUGCAGGUAACAUUAUCAACUCAAUUGCCAGCAGUUGACCGUCUUCGUGGAGUUGAAAUACUGAGCGAUUUAUUCAAAUCUUAUCCAGCUUUGAUUGGUAAUUCAAUUGCAGGUGCAAUUCAACACUUAUGUAUCGCCCCUACUGAAAAAUCCGGCGAAAUGGCCAUGCGUUACAUUAUUCCAGUAUUUACCUUAGUUUCGCAAGAAAUUGAUGAUAAAAAUACCCUAAGAGAUAUUUUGGUUAAAUUAUUAAUACCUUCCCAAUAUAAUGAGUUCCAUGUUAAAAACGGGUGGGCAAGUUUGGUCAUCAAAUCAAAGGAAGACCCAAGUGAACUUGUUGCUGCCUAUUCAAGACAGAUCGUUGAAAAUUCUAGUCAAAUAUUACUGAAUAAGAAUCUUUUGGAUACCGAUGUAGCUGAAGCAGCAGCUAAGGCAAUUUCAUAUGCAUGUUUCAUUAAUCCACAAGCAAUGUCGAAGAAGGUUAUUGAAGUUCUAAAAGCGGACUUACGAACGCAACCAUUAGCUUCAUUUACUCAACAAGACCUUGAGAUAUGGCGCGGUGAAGACGGUACAUUGGUAGUAGACGUAUUGGAGCUUCAGAACUCUAAAAAACUUCUUGACAAAAACUCAAAGGACUAUGAAACUUUGAGUUGGGAACAGAGUAUUCGACAAAAACAGCAGCUGCAACGCAAAAAUGUCAAGAAGUUAACGAAAGAAGAGCAAGCUUUGGUCAAUGAACAAUUGGAAAAAGAAAAGGCUGUAAGAGAUCAAGUUUUUGCUUGUAAAAUGUCUUUGCAUCGUGCUAUUCAGAUAAUAUCAAAACUUACACAAGAUGCUAUACAGGUUGAUAAUGGCUGUAGUGAAUGGUAUAGUGUAGCAGUCACACGUCUACUACAAGUUCUCCAGCAGAAGAACUCCAUUGAAUUAAUGGGUUCAGCAAUUCUUCAGACGUUCUUUGAUCUUUCUAAUCUCGUUUCAGCCAAUCUAGGUACGACAAGAUCGAUCUUAGGGGUGACCAUUUUGCGCUGUUAUGGAGUUGAACUGCCAUCAAAUUUAACUGAACACCCAUUGAUGGAAUUACUUUCAACUGUAUUAUUCAGAGUGAAGUUUGUUUCGGACAAGAAGCGUUUUGAUACGACAUCUCUUGCGUACAUUCUACCGUUAUUAUUUAAAGUUCUGGAAGAAGGUAAAAGGGUUGCUAUACUUAAUGCCGAUAAGCCAGUGAAUAGAAGUGAGUUCAUUGAGGAAGACAAGGAAGAAGAACAUCUUUUACUUGCCCUUGAGAUCAUUGGAUCCCAUGCUGAAGCUUUUGAAAAUCCAUCUGUUCCUCGCAAGGGUAUUUUUUCCGUGUUGAUAUCAUUGUUGGCGUUACCCUCUAAAGCGAAACUGGCAAAAGAUUGUUUCAUUACACUAUGUCAGAAUAUUUCUGAUUCUGCAACUAAAAGCGAUUUGGAGUUUUUACUGUCGAACUUAAUCUCUCCUCACCCGUUUGUUAGGGGGACUAUUCUUGAAGCUCUCGAUGAAGAAUUUUCAUUGCAGCAAUUUAUGACUUACUCACCGGAAGUAUUCAUUUGUAUGCAAGAGGAGGAAGUGUCUAAUAAAAAUAGAGCAGAAUUUAUUUGGCAAUUCAAUGAAUUCAAGAUAGAUGAAAAACUACCAUUGGACCUACUUAAAUUUUUCGAUCAGACUGAUAGUGGGCUACGUCUGUUUGUCGCAAAAGCUUUUGCUUUGUCUGUCUCCUAUCUGCAGGCUGAAAAUCAUAAUAACGUUGAUAAAUUCCUGGACGUUUUAAUGGAUUUCUACGUUGAAAAGGCUCGUCCCGCGGAACCUAUUUUAGAUGAAUUUGGUCUGGUGGCUAUUUCUGCUGCAGAUCAAAGGGAUCCUUGGGAAGAAAGGAGUUGUUCUGCUAUUGCAUUCAAAUAUCUUGCACAGCUAUGUCAAAUAGAGAACAGUGUUAAGUUAAUUGGAUUUCUGGUUCAAUGCGGGGCAUUAGGUGAUAGAAGUCUGCUAGUGCGUGAAGAGAUGAAAGAGGCUGGUAUAGCAAUCAUUGAUCAGUUUGGCUCAGAUCAGGUCGAAGAGUUGAUUCCAAUUUUUGAAAGGUCUUUAACGACUGAAACUGAAACUGCAGUUAAGGAAAAUGUUAUUAUCUUAUACGGUUCACUCGCUAGACAUUUGGAGGCAGCUGAUCCCAGAAUUAACAUAAUUGUUGAUAGAUUAUUAGCAACAUUGGACACUCCUUCGAGCGAUGUUCAACAAGCUGUUUCUCAAUGCAUAUCUCCAUUAGUCCCGUUGUUCAGUGACAGAGUUUGUGACCUAAUGGAUACGCUAUUUGAGAAAUUAUACACCUCUUCGUCACCAGUUCCAAUUAGGCAAGGUGCAGCCUGGGGUAUUGCAGGAUUGACAAAAGGUUACGGUAUUCGUGCGCUCUCAGAAUUUGAUAUGAUUCGUAGAUUAGUUGAAGCGUCUGAGGAUAAAAAAGAUCAACAUCGCAGAGAAUCUACUGCCUAUGCGUUCGAAUGUUUAUCUAGGUCACUUGGGAAAUAUUUCGAGCCAUACGUUAUUGAAAUUCUUCCUAAUAUCUUGAAAAAUUUGGGUGAUCCAGUACCAGAGGUUCGCUCUGCAACCGCUGAAGCAACAAAAGCGAUUAUGGGUCAAACAACAAGUUUUGGUGUCAAAAAGUUGGUUCCUGUUGCUGUGUCCAACCUUGAAGAAAUCUCUUGGAGAACAAAAAGGGGCUCUGUUGAACUGUUGGGUAAUAUGGCCUAUUUGGAUCCAAGACAAUUAUCUGCAUCUUUGUCAACAAUUGUUCCCGAAAUUGUGGGAGUUUUGAAGGACUCACAUAAGGAAGUCCGGAAGGCUGCAGAUCAAUCUCUAAAGAGGUUUGGUGAAGUCAUUAGAAAUCCUGAAAUCCAAAAACUGGUUCCCACUUUGAUCAAGGCUAUAGGUGACCCAACAAACCACACUGAGGCAGCACUUGAUGCUCUUAUUAAAACACAAUUCUGUCACUAUAUUGAUGGUCCAUCGUUAGCUUUGAUAAUUCAUGUCAUUCACCGUGGUAUGCGGGACAGGUCGGCUAAUACGAAAAGAAAGGCCUGUAAAAUUGUUGGUAAUAUGGCUAUCUUGGUUGACAAGAAGGACUUGGUGCCUUAUUUGCAGCAGUUAAUUGAAGAAGUGGAAACUGCUAUGGUUGAUCCAGUUCCACAGACUAGGGCUACUGCUGCACGUGCGUUAGGGGCCCUGGUUGAAAGGCUGGGUGAAGAUCAGUUCCCAGAUUUGAUUCCACGUCUAUUGGACACACUAAGUGAUGAUUCCAAAUCAGGUGAUCGUCUUGGUUCAGCGCAAGCUUUGGCAGAGGUCAUUAGUGGUUUAGGAGUUAGUAAAUUAGACGAAUUGCUACCUACCAUAUUGGCUGGUGUCACCAAUUUCCGUCCUUAUAUCCGUGAAGGGUUCCUACCAUUACUGAUCUUUUUGCCGGUAUGUUUUGGUACACAGUUCUCGCCAUAUAUUAACCAAAUUAUUCAACCAAUUCUUUCUGCUUUAGCUGAUUCUGACGAAAACAUUCGUGACACCGCCAUGAAGGCGGGUAAAUUAAUUGUUAAAAACUAUGCGACCAAAGCAAUUGAUUUGCUUUUGCCCGAACUUGAACGUGGUAUGUUUGAUGAGAAUGAGCGGAUUCGUUUGUCAUCUGUUCAACUUGCUGGUGAUUUAUUAUUCCAAGUUACAGGUAUAUCCUCUCAUAAUGAAUUUGCAGAAGAGUCAGAACACGAUACCGAGAUCAAACAACAAAUGGUUGACAUACUUGGCCAUGAACGUCAUGACAUGAUAUUGUCCUCACUUUUCAUUUGUAGAAAUGAUACUUCGGGUAUUGUACGCGCUUCUUCACUUGACAUAUGGAAGGCUCUAGUGCCGAAUACACCACGCACGAUCAAAGAUAUAUUACCAACACUAACCAAUGUUAUUGUGAUGAACAUAGCAUCCUCUUCUUCCACGAUGCGUCACAUAACGGCACAAUCGUUAGGAGAUUUGGUGCGUCGUGUUGGUGGAAACGCUUUGUCUCAAAUUUUGCCAAAUUUGGAAGAGUCAAUUAAGGACGCCAAUGAUUCAAGCACUAAACAAGGUGUCUGUGUUGCAUUACGUGAGCUAAUAGCAUCAUCUAAUGCCGCAGCGCUUGAUGAUUUCCGUGGAAUUAUCGCCAACAUUAUUCGUACAUCUUUAGUUGAUGGUGAUGAGACAGUUAGAGAAUCUGCGGCAUUAUCAUUUGAUGCUUACCAGGAAACUGUAGGGAAAAUUGCUAUCGAUGAGGUUAUUCCUUACUUGCUCAACAAGUUGGAAUCCGCUGAUUCUGAGUAUGCUCUGCUAGCCCUACAGGAAGUUAUAUCCACUAAAUCUGAAAUCAUCUUCCCUAUUUUGAUUCCGUCAUUACUAACUCCUCCAGUAGAUGCCUUCAAAGCUCGUGCCUUAGGCUCCUUAGCGGAGGUGGCCGGUAUUGCGUUGUAUAAACGCCUAUCCUCCAUUAUUUCCUCGCUUGUGAAUGCUCUGGUCGAUCCUACUACUGAUUCAGAAAGCAAAAUCUCCAUUGAAACAGCUAUGGAUAAGAUUCUUCUGUCAGUUUCUAGCGAAGAUGGUGUACAUCCUCUAAUGCAGCAAAUCAUGUCCUUGUUAAAGAGCGAAGAUAAUGAGAAACGUGUUGUAAUCCUGCAGCGUUUGCCAAAUUACUUCAACGAAACUGUCCUCGACUACAGUGUUUAUACUCCAGAUAUUGUAACCCAGGCUAUAUUAUCUUUAGAUGAUAAAGAUAGUAGGAUUGUUCAAGGCAACUUCGAGGCUCUAACCGCCCUAGUUAAAAGGCAAGAUAAGGAGAUGCUUGGAAAGUUGGUUAAGCCAGCUAGACAAGCCUUGAAGCUUGUUGGGGAACCCAAUAAAGAUUUAGCGGCCUUUACUUUGCCAAAUGGUCCAGGUUGUAUUUUGCCUAUUUUCUUGCAGGGCUUAGUAUAUGGUUCUAGCGAAGAUCGUGAAUCUUCCGCACUGGCAAUUGCGGAUCUGGUGUCAAAGACACCAGCUUCAAACUUGAGGCCGUUCGUCACUGUCAUCACAGGUCCAUUAAUCCGUGUUGUUGGUGAGAGAUUCAGCAGUGACAUUAAGGCAGCCAUUUUACACGCAUUGAAUGUUCUAUUUGGUAAAAUCCCUCAAUUUUUAAGACCUUUCAUUCCACAACUACAAAGAACCUUUGUCAAAUCAUUGUCUGACACCUCUAGCGAAUUGCUACGUUUACGCGCUGCAAAGGCCUUAGGAACAUUGAUUCAAUAUCAACCAAGGGUUGACCCUCUAAUUGUUGAACUGGUAACAAGCGCUGAAAAUGCGAAGGAUGCUGGUGUUAGAACAGCAACCUUAAAAGCAUUGUUAGAAGUUGUAUCUAAGGCUGGUUCUAAAAUGAACAGUGCUUCAAAAGGUAUGAUCGUGAACUUAGUUGAAAAGGAGAUUUUCUCUUCUGACACUAAGUUUUUAGUUACUUACGCCAAAUUAAUCGGUUCACUAUCUGAAAUAUUAUCUGCAGAAGAGUCUCGCAACAUUCUAAAUGAAAAAGUGUUGAGUGCAGGUUUCCAAGGUGAAACUGGAAGGUUUGCAAUAUUAACGUUACAUGCUUUCUUAAAAGACUCUCCAUCUCAUGUAUUUUCUGCUAACGUUAUCGACAGAAUUAUAGAAUAUGUUCUCAAAGCCACCGAUUCUCCAGAUCCCUACUUCAGUGACAAUGGUAUCACAGCUAUUGGAAAGUUGAUGCUAAUGGAAGGAGAAGUAUCAUCACCACAUUCAAACCACAAAUCCGAGACUCCAUUUACUAUUGGUGAGGAGAAUAUUCAAAAGCUGGUGUAUCAAUUAGCUAAAUGUAUGUUGUCUGCCCAAAGUAACUCAUUGGAUUCAAGAAGGUUAUCGCUGGUCGUUGUAAGAACGCUAGCAAGGUAUAAGUAUUCUGAGUGUGUGGAACGAUACCUAGAUCAACUGGGACCUUCUUUGUUUUCGUGUCUGCGCGAUCCCAUCAUUCCUGUUAAACUUGCUGCAGAAAAGGCAUAUCUUGCAAUCUUCAAGCUAGUAGAAGAGGUCGAUAUGUCUACUUUCAAAUCCUGGUUGAGUCGCCAAUCAACCGAUCCUUUGACAAAUUCCGUUGGAACACCAAUUCCAUUGAGAUCUAUCAGUGAUUACACUAAGAGAGUUGGUUCCAGAUUGGCAAAUGUUGAAAGAGAAAGAAUACAGGCUGGUGGUGAUGCAGAAACAAUGUAUUCAGAUAGAUUCGAUGACGAGAAUGAGAUAUGGGCAGUGGGAGGUGUUGAACUCAAAACUGAAGAACUUUAA